CCUCCCAACGACCAAUGCCGGGCCGGGAAGCCUGCCGGCGACUGUGGAUUGGCCGGCGUCGCGGUUGCCGAGGCGACGGGCGGGUCUGCGGGGUCCCGGGCGGGGCGGGGGCCGCAAGGUGGUUUCCGCCCAGCUCGGGUCCGCGCCCUGGGCUGUGGUGGGGUGGCCCCCGCGCGCCCCCCGCCGGCCUCCCGCUCCGGGCGCGCCGCCUCCGCCUGCGUCUCCGCCCCCUGGACCUGGCAGCCAGCUCCCGAGCGCAGCUCCGGGCCGGCUGCACGAUGGGCUGCGGGAACUCCACCGCCACCAACGCGGGCGCGGGCCGAGGCCCUGCAGGAACAGCUAAAGAUGUAGCAGACGACUCAAUAGCAGAAGAUGACAAGCGGAGAAACUAUGGAGGGGUUUAUGUUGGUUUGCCAUCUGAAGCCGUCAAUAUGGUAUCCAAUCAAACAAAAACCAUACGAAAAACUUGCCGUUCAAGAUCCAGAAGGAGUUUCUUUCCACAGAACAUUGUGACGUGUGCAGACAUCUUCAAGGGAAUUCUAAGAAGUUGCCUGCUCUCCUCCUUACUUCCCUCACUCCCAAUUCCUAAAUCUGUGGCAUAGUUAGAGCCAUGGGCACAUUCUAAAUGUUGCAGUACUAGGAAGGGAUCUGCUGACAACACACAGAUAGUGCUUGGAGCUUUCUGAGGGCCACCUGUUAAAAGGGAGCUGUCACUCUUAAGGCUCUGUGUCUUCCUGUCCCCCUGGUGGUGUCUCUGCCAUGUCUUUACACCAAUACUCUUUUGAUAGUUUUUAUAUAAUGAAAAACACACACUCUAUUUCUAAUUAGCAAACAAACAAACAAAAAAGACAUCUAGAGAAAUCUCUUAAAGAAAUAUAUCUGCCUGCUGGUUUUUUCUCUCUCCCGCCCCCACUGUCUCUACUUCACAUAUAUUGUUGGCCGGGUGAAUGCUUCACUGGUUCUCACAAUCAUCUCGCUCUCUUUUCUGCUGCUUGGUUUUCCUGACUAAGAUGUUCAGAGAAUUUCUUUUGUUAGGAAGCCAACCCCAUCGCAGUACUGAAGAGCAGACUGCUGAAAGGUGCCUGCGCUGUACAUACUGGUGAAGACCCCUGUUGUCUUGAUAAAUUCUUCCUGGCCAUCAAGUGUGUCUCCUUUCUCCCUUCACAUGCUCAUGGCGUCUCAUGGUCUUCACGCUGUGCAAUUUUCCAAGGACCUGCGACUGAUGGUUAGUGGGCUCUCUGGAAAGAUCUUUAUUUGAUAAUGACCAUGUGUAUCCACAGAGAGAUGCAAUGUCAAUUACUAAGUUUACCAGUGUAUUCAACAAUUAAAACAUUUUUAUCCCUCUUUA
Messenger RNA from Erinaceus europaeus (western European hedgehog), 1348 nucleotides. It is a transcript of the gene C7H12orf75, whose product is annotated as chromosome 7 C12orf75 homolog. The coding region runs from base 15 to 602 and encodes 195 amino acids. Lineage: Eukaryota; Metazoa; Chordata; Mammalia; Eulipotyphla; Erinaceidae. The transcript has 5 exons. The record is from RefSeq and is a predicted model, not a curated record.